Molecule: messenger RNA, 548 nt
Organism: Emiliania huxleyi CCMP1516
Lineage: Eukaryota; Haptophyta; Isochrysidales; Noelaerhabdaceae
Exons: 2
Coding region: 21-458 (145 amino acids)
Source: RefSeq, a predicted model, not a curated record
UCGAGUCUUCCGCUUCUGUGAUGAAAGCUGUUCGGGUCCCGCGAGGCACGUACUUCAAGCACGCGGUCGGCACGACUGGUCUCGACGAGCGCCAGCGCGGGGCGAUCAUGAGCUACAACGCUUCACUGACUCAGUGCCCGCAGCGCUCGUGCGGGAACUACCUCGAAGAUGGCCACGUCGGCGCGCACGUGCAGAUCAAAGGUCACAGCGGCAUGUGGAUUAUUCCUACUUGCAAAGACUGCAACACCGAGGCCAAGAACAUCGCGGACGUCAACGUGUACAACACCAACGAGUGGGUCGACUUGACGGCCGGAGUUAGUUGUCGCCUUGCGGUGCGAUUCGGAAUACUGAGCCGACGCUGGUCGCAGAGCUGGCAAGGACCCGGGGCCGUCAGCAGUCAGGCGGUGAUGCGCCUACUGUCCAUUUCUCUGCUAUACUUGAAACGAGGCUUCUGUUAGGGACCCGGCUUUUUCUUUGUUUCCCCGGGCGGGAGAAGUUCCUCUGUGGUUGGUUCUUGUGUUUGUUGUAAAAUUCUUGUGUCCAGACGA